Vicia villosa (hairy vetch) is the source of this 678-nucleotide messenger RNA. RefSeq lists its product as uncharacterized. The transcript has a single exon. Bases 1 to 678 code for a protein of 225 amino acids. The record is from RefSeq and is a predicted model, not a curated record. NCBI's taxonomy places the organism in Eukaryota, Viridiplantae, Streptophyta, Magnoliopsida, Fabales, Fabaceae.
AUGCUCUUGCCGGACAGAGAAGGCCGAGACAUGAGACCUCGCAACCCCGGAGGCAACAGAAUCAGAACAUCCAACAUGUGCACAGUUUUCAGCAAGUUCAGAACGUCGAACAAGUUCCUCCCGAGGGACACGUUCAGAACGGGGAAGACGAGCAGACUCGACCCCCAGACUGAACCUGAUCGACCCCAGAACGAGAACGAGACCGACGCCAGAGAUGGACAUGCUGCCUCCUCAUUCACCCACACCUCUGAGAGGCGAAGAGUUCACAGCCAAGACGAGGAUGAGCAGAUCAACAUCCUCGAGGGCGCUGACCCUACAGCCAUCCUCCUACUCAAAGAGCUGCAGAGAACCAACCGUCUCAUCCGCCAACAGGGCGACCGCAUCCACGAGAUGGAAAGGAAGCGACGAUAUCGUUCCCCUCCGCGGAGACGCCAUCGGUCGCGUUCCUAUUCCUCUUCACGCUCGCCUCCAAGGAGAUAUCGCAAGCGCUCCCCGUCCUCGUCUCGUUCCCCGCCUAAGAGGAACCGUUGCCAGAGGUCUUACUCCCGCUCUCCACCUCGAAAGAGUCAGAAAAAUCAGAAGCCUGAAACCAUUGAAGCCAGGAGCCUCUCACCCGAGCAGGAACGCCGAGGCCCCUCCAAAGCUGUGUUGAAACCCCGCGAGCAUUCUCCUCCAUAA